AUGAAAUUGAAGUAUGAUAAGAAUUCAGCGGAUGCACCAUUUGAGGUCGGCCAACGAGUAUGGAUUUAUACGCCAAAGGUAAAAAGAGGCCUUAGUAAGAAACUGUUAUCAAAGUGGAACGGUCCUUUUCGAAUCUGCCUUAAAUUGUCUCCUGUGCAUUAUCAAGUUCGCACUUGUUACAACCGCUUAGUGGCCACGACUGUUCACGCUAACAGAUUAAAGCACUUUUAUGACCCUGCCGAUCGGCCUAUUUUACCACCAACAGUAGACGAUCCUGAUGAUCUUGCAUUCGAUGCUGCUGAUCUUCCCGCUGAUAGUUUUUCUACAGAUGAUUCUCCUCCCUCUAGCUCAAGUAAUGCUGAACCCAUACAAGAUGUUAACGAGAAUCCUAACGCUAGUCCCGUUGACUCUACAGACGUCUUCCAAGACCCAGAUGUCUUUGCAGCCGAAAAGAUUCUCCGAUCCAGAAGAAGAAAUGUCGAAGUUCAGUACCUCAUCCGAUGGGCAAACUACCCUGUUUCAGACGCGACUUGGGAACCGGCCGAGAAUAUUUUGGAUUAA
Porites lobata is the source of this 561-nucleotide messenger RNA. NCBI's taxonomy places the organism in Eukaryota, Metazoa, Cnidaria, Anthozoa, Scleractinia, Poritidae. The record is from the annotation of a GenBank genome assembly.